This is a messenger RNA of Dioszegia hungarica, 2670 nucleotides long. RefSeq names its product putative Autophagic vacuole formation-related protein. Lineage: Eukaryota; Fungi; Basidiomycota; Tremellomycetes; Tremellales; Bulleribasidiaceae. Bases 1 to 2670 code for a protein of 889 amino acids. Gene Ontology annotation, cellular component: phagophore assembly site; autophagosome. The record is from RefSeq and is a predicted model, not a curated record. Gene Ontology annotation, biological process: protein localization to phagophore assembly site; autophagy of mitochondrion. The transcript is spliced from 11 exons.
AUGAGCAGCUCGUCAGCCGGCGCAUCGCGAGACCAGUCUCAAUCCACCUCACCGACCCGGGUCAAGCGGGCGCGGUCACCUACCUUUCGGGAACCGCCUACCGUCAGGCCAGCGGCACCGGUUAGGGCGAGCUCAGGCGUACCGGCCAAGAAGGCGUCUCCGAGGAAUUCGGGGUAUCUGGAUCCUCCGGUCCAGGACGAGGCGAGGAAGGCGAAAGGAAAGAGCAAGGGCAAGGAGAAGGCGAAGAAUCAGGGAGGAAGGCGAUACGUCGCCAUAGCGGCCUCGGCGGAGGAGGAUGAGGGCGAUCAACUGGAUGAGGAGAGACCGGAGAAGAAGGUCGGGCUGGAUCCGUACGAGAGGGCUUUAUGGAGAUGGGUGAAUGUGGAGGAUCUGGAUGGGUAUCUGCAGGAAGUCUACGCCUACUACAAGGGAAAGGGCUUCUUCUGUAUCGUGCUAGCUCGCUUCCUCAACCUAGUGACUACCUUCUUCGUUAUCGGCUUCUCCACCUUUCUCUUCUCUUGCAUCGACUACUCCAAGCUAGACUCGGAGCUAUCAGGACCGAACUCGAUCGGUCGUCUGGACGACGUACUGGUCAAACAGUGCCUGACUAGCGGCUCAUUCCCUCAUAUGGUCUUCAUCGCCUCCGUUGGAUUGGUGUACGCAUUCCAGCUCGCCAGCUUCCUCGUGUCCAUCCCGCGUCUCAUCGAUAUGUACCGGUUCUACACCCACCUCCUGGGUAUCCCGGAUGCCGAUAUCCAGACGUUACCGUGGCCUGAGAUCGUCCGCCUGAUAGGCGAGAUCAGGAAGCACAAUCCCGUCACUUCCUUAUCGAAUGGUCAGGCGGACGCUCUAGCGGAGCUUGUCGGGGACGGCGCGGACCGCAGCGGAGUCAAGAAGCUCGACGCGCACGAUGUGGCCAACCGAAUCCUCCGACAAGAAAACUACCUCAUCGCGCUAUUCAACAAAGACCUGCUCGACCUCCGCGUCCGAUUCCCCCUCCCCCACUCGCUGGUACCCUACAUCCCACCCCGAUUCCUCGCGCCGCCCAUAUCGGAAUCGCUUCCCAAGUCGAGGAGCGAUAAGCGCGAACGGCGCUUUGUCUCGUUUGGUCAGAAUACGCUGACCAAGGCGUUGGAGUGGAAUUUGCGGUUUUGUCUGAUGGGGUAUUUGUUUGAUGGGAGGGGCCAGGUGAGGAAGGAGUUUGUGCGUGAGAAGAGGAGGAAGGAUUUGGUUGAGGGACUCAAGAGACGGUUCAUAUUCAUGGCUGUCCUCAACGCUAUCCUGUCGCCUUUUAUCGUCGUCUACCUCCUGAUCUACUCGUUCUUCCGCUAUUUUGACGAGUUCCACAAGAACCCCUCUUCCAUCGGAUCUCGGCAGUACACCCCAUAUGCCCAGUGGAAGUUCCGCGAGUUCAACGAGCUUCCUCAUCUCUUCGAAAGGAGACUGGACCGGAGCUACCCUACCGCCAAAGAAUACAUCGACCAAUUUCCCAAAGAGCGCACGGCCUUGAUCAUGCGCUUCGUGGCUUUUAUAGCUGGAUCAUUCGCCGCCGUCCUCCUCGUCGCGUCUCUGAUCGACCCGGAUCUCUUCCUACGAUUCGAGAUCACUCCCCACAAGACGGUCUUGUUCUACCUGGGGUUAUUUGGGGGUGUGCUGGCAGUAGCAAGGGGGAUGAUUCCGGAAGAGAAUCUGGUUUUCGAUCCGGAAGCGAGUUUGAGGGAGGUGGUCAAGUGGACGCAUUAUCUGCCGGGGGAGUGGCAAGGGAGGAUGCAUAGUCAGGCGGUGCACCAAGAAUUCGGGACCCUGUUCUCGAUGAAAAUCGGCAUCUUCUUCCAGGAACUUCUCUCAGUCCUCCUCACACCCUUUAUCCUCUUCUUCUCCCUCCCUCCCUGCGCUGGAGCAAUCAUCGACUUCUUCCGCGAAACCACCGUCCAUGUCGAGAACGUCGGCUACGUCUGCUCUUUCGCCGUCUUCGAUUUCCGGCGGCAUGGGACUGGCCCCCAUCUCUCAACUCCUACGAGCGCGGCAGACAAGACACCUAUGGCCGCUUCGAAGAGCAGUAAUCCCCGGACGGUCGCCGAUCGGGAUAAACGAGAAUGGAACCGGGCCAACGAGAACAAGAUGGAAAAGUCAUUCUUGCACUUCAAGGCGACGCAUCCUGAUUGGGUGCCUGAUCCGAGUAGCUCGGUGUUCCUCGAUAAGCUCGUCGGGGCGCACCAGCGACAGUAUCCCCAGUCUGCCGGCGCCGGUGCACACUCAGGAUAUGGGGGCGGCGGCGGCGGUGGAGGGAGGGGUCUAGGGCUGGGCGGGAGUGUCUACCCCGGCUCUGGCUCGCCGGGCGCGACUAUGGGGAAGGGGUGGGGGAUGGACGAGGGGCGUAUAGCGGAACGGAGCCGAAGCUACGAUCGCGCAUGGGCGAAGAGCAGUCAUUUGCUGGCUUCGGGCCCGGGCGCUAGCGGUGGGCGACCGGGUCAGGGUCAGGGUCAGGCGCCCGGGAUGGAGGAGGAGCGGGUUGGGGAGGGGAGGAUGAGAGGGAGUGAGGAGGAUUGGGAGGUUGGAGGUCGGGGUAGAGGAGGUGGGGACGGGGUACAGGAGGAUGGGGAAGAUGAGAGGGGGUUUUUGAGGGAUGUGGGGGUUGUGGAGAUCUUACAGCAGAUCAUGGGGAGGUGA